ACCAGUGCUUUGUUAUCUUUUUCUUUGGUUGAAUGGCUGCUCUCAAUUUCUUGUGUUGCCAUGCUGCUGCUCUCAACAAGACUCACCUCCACUGUGGUAAGAAUGAUAAAAGUGUGGUGAGGAAGAAAGUUGAAGAAUUAUUAUUAGUAACAAAGAAGAAGAAGGCGGCGGCUCCAACUUUGCCACAUAUUUCUCUUCAGAAUGGCAACUGGGUCAAGCUUAUUUGCGGUGCUAGCUUCGAGGAUCUGGUGGAUGUUAGGAAUCUUUCUCUUGUUUACACUCUGGCCGGAGUUGAUUGUAUUGAUUGUGCCGCUGAUGGGGCGGUGGUGAAUGCGGCGAAUGAAGGGAUUGAUGUGGCGAGAGCUAUAUUGCCUAUCCGAAGGCCUUGGGUUAUGAUAAGUGUCAAUGAUGAUGAGGAUCUUCACUUUCGCAAAGCCGAAUUUGAUCCAGAUGAUUGCCCAAUAGACUGCUCAAGACCAUGUGAAAAGAUAUGUCCUGCUAAUGCAAUAUCUCUACAGGGUGAACUUGGCUCAUUUCAGCCAGGAGUAAUAACUGAGCGUUGCUAUGGCUGUGGACGUUGUUUACAAGUUUGUCCAUACGAUAAAAUAAAAGCAACAUCUUAUGCAAGAGAUGCUGCUGCAACAUCUAUACUUCUUGAAAGAGAUGAUGUCGAUGCGCUUGAGAUACAUACCAACGGAAGGCAAACUGAUUCAUUCGAAGAGCUUUGGAAUGGAUUGAGAGAAUCUGUCAAACAUCUAAGGCUUUUGGCAGUUAGUUUACCUUACAUUGGUGAUUCUACUGUCUCCCUGAUGAACAAAAUGCACUCUAUUUUGGAAUGUGAUAUCAGUUGCUGGAAUCUAUGGCAGCUAGAUGGUCGGCCGAUGAGUGGAGACAUUGGCCGAGGUGCCACUCGUGAAUCCAUUGCUUUUGCCCUUCGUUUGGCUUCUGCUGAUGACAAACCUCCCGGGUUUCUUCAACUUGCGGGAGGUACUAACGCUCACACAGUGGAGGGGUUAAGAAAAGAAAACCUCUUCCAGACGAGAAGUAUAUGUGAAAACUUGGAAAGUUCGUUGGUGUCCAGUUCAAAUGCUUUAAUCGGGGGAAUUGCUUAUGGUGGUUAUGCCCGCAAGAUUGUCGGAAGGGUUUUGAGUCGAAUGGAAUCAGAGACCGGGCUUGUUCACAUAGAAUCUAGUCCAGAACAUCUGUUAAUGGCAAUUACUGAAGCCCUUAACUUAGUAGGAGGGGUCAAGUCGUACACCACGAGUCCAUGACCCAUGUACCAUGUUUAAUUUAAAUUUAAAUAAACACUACAUAAAUUCAGUAAUAACCUAUGAGACUGCUUAGAGUAUCAUCUUUAAAGGUAGGUGAACAUGCAAGAUGAAAGGAAAGUGAAGGUGAAUGGGCCUAGGUGAGUCCAUCCAUCCAAGGUGAAUGGGUUCUUGUGGGUCCGGUUUCUUUUUGAUAUUAAAGCUUUUGUAUUUUUGAAUAA
This is a messenger RNA of Erigeron canadensis, 1489 nucleotides long. RefSeq lists its product as uncharacterized. The transcript has 13 exons. The record is from RefSeq and is a predicted model, not a curated record. Bases 33 to 1271 code for a protein of 412 amino acids. Lineage: Eukaryota; Viridiplantae; Streptophyta; Magnoliopsida; Asterales; Asteraceae.